AUGAUGGGAAAUACACCACUUCAUAGCAAGCGACGUCUUUCCGGUGAUCUCGACGCCAAUUCUCUUGAAGACACACCUCCUCAUAUUUCUAUGGAUAUUCCUAACAAACGCCCCACCUUGUCCGAACAAGAGGGAUUUCCUCGCUCUGCCCCUAUCGGUACCAACUUCGAUCGACAGGACGUGGAUAACAUGGCUUGGAUGCUACAUGGAGCCAGCCUUCAGGACCAUGGAUCUCCCUCCAUGUCCAUUCCUAUCCCCUCUGGGUCUUCUACGCGCCCAGUCUCCUUGCCUGUGCCAUCUUCUGCUCAAGAGCUACCUCCAGUCAGUUACACUCCCGGUGAUCCAGGAAUGUUGAGUCCAGGUGUUGGGAAUGGUGGUAUUGAUCUGCCCACUGAUGUCGAGAUGACCCCUGCUACUCCCCAAAAGCAUCUUCUUCCCACUGUCUUUCGUUGGAAUGGUGGCGGACAUGAAAUUUAUGUCAGUGGCACUUUUGACAACUGGCAAAAAAAAAUACCAAUGGCUCGACGGAAAUCUGGCCACGUGGUGAUUGUGGACUGUCCCCCUGGCAGGCACGAGUACAAAUUUUUCAUUGAUGGGGCUUGGUAUCACGAUCCUACCAAGGUCAGUUCUUUCUUUUACCAAAUUUUCUAG
Hydatigera taeniaeformis is the source of this 651-nucleotide messenger RNA. The record is from the annotation of a GenBank genome assembly. NCBI's taxonomy places the organism in Eukaryota, Metazoa, Platyhelminthes, Cestoda, Cyclophyllidea, Taeniidae.